Didymodactylos carnosus is the source of this 6861-nucleotide messenger RNA. Lineage: Eukaryota; Metazoa; Rotifera; Eurotatoria; Philodinida; Philodinidae. The record is from the annotation of a GenBank genome assembly.
AUGACUUGGUUAUUGUUACAAUGUGCUGUACUGGUCACCUUGGUGUCCACUUAUUCUUAUGUUGAAAGGUCCAGACCAGGAAGAAAAUCAUAUAGCGAUUUGUAUGGAGGUAAGGAUAAUCACGACUCAGGAAGUCGUUUGUAUGAUGAUUCGUAUAAAAAGCAAGACUACGGUUAUUCAAAAGGUCGUUCAUCUUAUGGAGGAGACUCUUACCGAGAUAGAGAUUAUAUCGAAGAUGAUUACAGUUCCGAUGCAAAAUAUGGCCAACAUCGUUCGAUGGGAGGCGGAUACGGAUUCAGACCACCGUUUCCGGUUCCAAUACCCGUUCCCUUGAUAUUUGGCGCACCUUUUGCUCCGGGCAUCGGAGUGCCAUUUGGUGGUCCAGCGCUUGCAGGGGCUCCAUUGGGUGGUGUAGGGGCUCCAUUGGGUGGUGGAGUGCCUGCGGUUGCAGCACCUGUCGGAGGAGCCGUUGGUGCUCCCAUUGCAGCAGCAACUCCUGCAGUUGCUGCUUCUGUUGGACCGGUAGCAACUCCUGCAAUUGCAGGAUCAACUGGUGGCGUAGUAGCUGGAAGUACACAAGCUCAAACUGUUGCUAAAGACAGUGUAUGUUACAACAUAAUUGACACCACUUAUCCGUCAUUUUCAACAUAUUGUUCCGUGUUACCUCAAACAACUUACGCACUACCAAAUUGGUUCAAUCACCAAGAAAAAUAUGAAGUUAAUCAACAAUUGGCUCUAUUUCAGCCGGCGCUCGAUGCACCAUGUUUCAAACAUCUUCGUAUGUUUAUCUGUCCACUAUUGUUUCCGCCAUGUAAAGACCAAGCAAUAUUACCAUGUGCAAGUUUCUGCAGAGCUAUUCAAAGUCGAUGUUCUGGAUAUGAUCUUGCAUCAAUCAACUGUGACUCUUUACCAUCAAAAUCUGAAUUUUGUCCAACACUUGCUAAUACUGGUAGAUCCUUCCCACCUACUUCAGAAGCUUACGAUUAUACAGCAUCAGUUCAGCAAAGUCCACUUUAUUCGAGUCAAAGAAGUUAUGAACCUCAAUCAACAUACAAUUCGGGGGGUUCGUCAUAUGGAGCAACACCUGUCAAUAAUUUCGCAACUGGCAAUAAUUAUGGCGAACAAUCGUCGUAUGGCUCAAACAGUGCUUCCAACUAUGUAGCGCCAUCCCAGAAUAUUCCAUCAUACAACUACAGAUCACAAUCAACAUUUACGAAUCUUGUUAGCCCACCAUUAGUGAAUAGUUAUAGUGGUGGCGGUGGUGAUUCUAGUUAUUCAUCUCUAUCACAAAAUGUUCUUCCAUCAUUUUCAAGUUCAAGCAAUAAUGGAGCCCAAUCAUCUUACAAUUCUGGUGGCUCAUCAUAUGGAUCAACUUCCGCAACUAAUUAUCCAGCUGCGAAUAACUAUGUCGCCCCAUCUUCUUAUGACUCAAACAGUCGUUCUGGUCUUUCAAGAUCAUCGGCGCAAUUUGUCCCAUCCUAUUCCGGUUCCAAUGACUAUGCUGCUCCAUCAGUAUCGUUAACUGUUACUAAAACAAACGAUUAUGGAAGUGAUCUUAGCUUUUCAGCGUCUGCUCAAAAUAUGCCCUCAUUUGCAAAUACUAAGAAUAACGCACAGCAAUCAUCAUCAUACAAUGCAGGUGGAUCAUAUGGUAGUUAUUCAGCGCCUGCUCAAAAUGUACCCUCAUUUGCAAACUCUGAUAACAGUGGACAGCAAUCAUCAUCAUACAAUGCUGGUUCGUCGUACGGAUCACCAUCUGUUAAUCCAAGUGGAUCAUAUGGUAGUUAUUCAGCGCCUGCUCAAAAUAUGCCCUCAUUUGCAAACUCUGAUAACAGUGGACAGCAAUCAUCAUCAUACAAUGCUGGUGGUUCGUCGUACGGAUCACCAUCUGUUAAUCCAAGUGGAUCAUAUGGUAGUUAUUCGGCGCCAGCCCAAAAUAUGCCCUCAUUUGCAAACUCUGAUAACAGUGGACAGCAAUCAUCACCACCAUACGUGAAUAACUAUGUCGCCCCAUCUUCUUAUGGCUCAAACAGUCGUUCCGGUCUUUCAACAUCAUCGGCGCAAUUUGUCCCAUCCUAUUCCAGUUCCAAUGACUAUGCUGCUCCAUCAGUAUCGUUAACUGUUGCUAAAGCAAACGAUUACGGAAGUGAUCUUAGCUUUUCAGCGUCUGCUCAAAAUAUGCCCUCAUUUGCAAAUACUAAGAAUAACGCACAGCAAUCAUCAUCAUACAAUGCUGGUUCGUCGUACGGAUCACCAUCUGUUAAUCCAAGUGCGAAUAACUAUGUCGCCCCAUCUUCUUAUGACUCAAACAGUCGUUCUGGUCUUUCAAGAUCAUCGGCGCAAUUUGUCCCAUCCUAUUCCGGUUCCAAUGACUAUGCUGCUCCAUCAGUAUCGUUAACUGUUGCUAAAACAAACGAUUAUGGAAGUGAUCUUGGCUUUUCAGCUGUAGCUGCUCAAAAUGUGCCCUCAUUUGCAAAUUCUAAUAACAAUGGACCACAAUCAUAUGGUAGCUAUUCAGCGCCGGCUCAAAAUGUACCCUCAUUUACAAACUCUGAUAACAGUGGACAGCAAUCAUCAUCAUACAAUGCUGGUGGUUCGUCGUACGGAUCACCAUCUGUUAAUCCAAGUGGAUCAUAUGGUAGCUAUUCAGCGCCGGCUCAAAAUGUACCCUCAUUUACAAACUCUGAUAACAGUGGACAGCAAUCAUCAUCAUACAAUGCUGGUGGUUCGUCGUACGGAUCACCAUCUAUUAAUCCAAGUGGAUCAUAUGGUAGCUUUUCAGCGCCUGUUCAAAAUGUGCCCGCAUUUGCAAACUCUGAUAACAGUGGACAGCAAUCAUCAUCAUACAAUGCUGGUUCGUCGUACGGAUCACCAUCUGUUAAUCCAGAUGGAUCAUAUGGUAGUUAUUCAGCGCCUGCUCAAAAUGUGCCCUCGUAUUCUAACUCAAAUAGUUAUGGAGAACAAGUAUUGUCUGAUUCAAUUGGAGAUGGCUCACUUUAUCCAAAUAAUUGCCCGCAAAGUGCUUCAAAUCCGUGUACUCCUGAUGGAAAACAAUAUUAUCCAUUACCAGGUGCACCAUCAUGUUAUAUUCAGUGUGCUUUCGAUAUUAUGAUCAUCAAGAAUUGCCCAGCUAAUCUUGUAUGGAAUACCAUUCUUGACGUAUGUGACUGGCCAGAUUUCCGAUAUACAACAAGUAAAGAAGAAUAUAACAACAAUGGAUAUGACGGUGCAACAAAUAGUUAUACAAGUCAGUCAACAGGAGUUGUCCCAACAAGUCAACAAAAUAGUGGUUAUAAUCAACCAUCUACAUCAUAUUCUUCAUCUUAUGCCACAGGCCCAGUUAAUUCAGGUGAUUAUGGACUAAAGUCAAUGUUAAAUAAUAUAGGUAACCAACGAAACGCACAAUUUGUUCAAUCGUCAUUGCCGACUAAUGCUGUUGGUCCAUGGCGUCGAAAGAAACGACAAUUAUUAAAUCGUAAAAAGAGACAAUUUGUUGGUCCAUAUGGAGGUGGUCCUUUUCCGUUUCCACCUUUGCCGGUUGGCUUUGAAGUUCCGAUCGGUCUGCCGGUAGCUCCAAUAGCAUUCCCAGGUCCAAUCGGCUUUCCAGGUGUUCUAAAUGGUUUUGGUGGACCCGGUUUUGGUGGACCCGGUUUUGGUGAUGUUAUACCGAGUAUACCAGGGCCAUUUCCAAUACCUCCACCUGGUCCCUUUCCGUUUCCGGUUCCAGUACCAAUUCCAGCUCCGAUUCCACUACCACCUCCACCUAUUCCGGUACCUAUUCCGGCACCAAUUCCGAUACCGCCUCCAAUUGGUCCAAUUUCUCCGCUAUUACCUCCAUUACCAGUUAAUAUUCCAGCAACACUUGUACCAGGUCCAUUAUUUCCAUUCGCUGGUCUCGGUGGUCCGUUUCCAGGCGGCGUUGCUAGUCCGUUUGCUGGAUUUCCUGGCGGUUAUGGUGGACCGUAUGGUGGAUCAUUUCCUGGUGGGUUUCCUGGUGGCUUUGAAACUUUUCCUGGGAGCUAUCCGUUUCCUGGCGGUUUUGGUGGUGGCUAUCCAGGGCCAUUUAUAGAACCGUAUCCAUAUCCAACAAGUUUUCCAUCAAUAGAACCGAGUGGGCCGUAUGGUAUGCAUCAUCGAAAACAUCACAAACAUUCUGAUUAUGACGGAGAUUACGACAAAGGUUAUAAAAAGGAUUACGAUCGCGGCUAUGGAAAAGAUUAUGAUCGCGGGUAUAAUAAGGGUUAUAAAGAUGGGCACGACAAAGAUUAUGAUCGUAGUAAAAACUACAAAAAGUCGUAUUCUGAUAACGAUGACUCGAGCUACAAUGACUAUCACAGGCGUAAACGACAAUACAGUACAACACCAUUAAUAAAAGAUAAUAAUCUUGAGGGACGUUUACCAGCGUAUGCUACAAAAGAAGAAAAGAUUGAAAUUACAAUUCCAAUAGAUGGAUCACCAUGUAUAGGAAAAGGAAAUAAAGGCAAUGUAGCCCAUCCUACGGAUAGAACAAAAUAUAUAUCGUGCUUAACUGAUGUAAAAUAUGAAAUUAUGGAAUGUCCAAAAGGUUUAAUAUACAAUCGUGUCAGUGAUCAAUGUGAGAAAAUGAACGGAGAGGCAUUGUGUGAAUCAAAACCGUGUAUGAAUGAUGGACAAUGCUAUGCAACAUCAACAACAGAAUACAAAUGUACAUGUCGUGAAAUGUUCACUGGUGAUAGAUGUGAAACACCCCUGAGCAGUUGUGUCAAUGAACCAUGUGGAAAAGGUGUUGAAUGUGUUACACUGAAAGCGGACGAUUAUCCGCAAGAUUAUGCAUGUGUUUGUGACGAACGAAAAUCAUACGGAUUGACGUGUGAUAAAAACACAGUUCCAAAUCCAUGUAUGACAGUUGACGGUAAUCAGCAAUAUUACCCGUUUGCAUUUAGUUCAAGAGCCUAUGUUCAAUGUAAUGGUGAAAAAAUUAAUUUACUACCAUGUCCAUCUGGUCUAUAUUGGAAUCAAGAAAAGAAAACAUGUGACCAUGCUGAAACAAGUCCAGCCAAACCAGCUAGCGACCAACCAACUUAUAUCUCGAGUGACUCAAUAUCUGUAGUCAAUUACAUACAAAAACCAUCGACUCAGCGUCAAUUACUAUCAUCCUCAAAUGAGGAUAUCAUUUUUAGACCUCGGCAACAAUUAAAUAAUCGACGACUACAAACGAUCCAACAGUAUUCAUCUGAUCAACAAUUAUUUAAUAAACCAGUUAGGUUGAAUUCAUAUUCAACUCGUCAACAAUCAGAUCAAUAUUCUGGAAUGUUGCCACAACGACAACAACAACCGAUAAAUUCUUAUGGCGGAUAUAUGCAAAACGAUCAACAACGUUUACAAACUUCUUUGCGAGAUAUUAUCCAACCUUCAUCAGAAUCAUUGUCACUUGAAGCGAAAUCACAACUAUUCGCUGACAAUAAUGAUUUGCUUCAAGAACAACCACAAUUAAAUGCGUAUGGACAAAUACUCAAUGGUGAUGUAUCCAGCAAAAUAGGUUCGAGGUCAAUGCAGCAACGACAAAUGAAUAGCUAUGGUUCUAAUCAACAACGACAAUUAUCAAAUGAUUUACCACAAACUAGUUUAACUCUUAAUCAGUAUUCAUCUCAACCGUCAUCCUAUGGUCAACAAAAGCAAUUUGGAGAUAUUUCACAAAGCUUCAUUUCACCAAAUCAACGUACACAAACGUUUAGAAGUAUGAAUUCAAACCAACCAUCGUUUGCUGAUAAGACCAGCUCAUUCUUCAGUCAACGACAACAACCAGUCAAUUAUGGAUCUGGAUCAUCUGAUCUUUCAGGAAAUGUUCAGAAUGAUAUUGGCUCACCGCGCCGUGUCAUCAACGGAUUAUUGAAUAGUCAAUAUCAACAACCACAACAACAAAAUGCAUAUAAAAAAAAAAGACGAAGACGACAGCUACCAUAUCAAACAUCACAAUUAAUGUAUUCAAAAUCGGCGCUUGACAACCCAUUGAGUUAUUUAUCAUCCUCAUUCAAGCAUAGUCCAAUGGCUUUAACUCGAACACAACAAACAUGGAUACCACAAAAUUAUCAGACAGUGGCAUAUUCAAAUGCAUAUCAACCCACUUUUGUUCAAACAACACUCGAUCAACAAAUCCCAUUGAGCUUUUCUGAUCAACUUUGUCAAGGACGAGCACCAGGCAGUGUCAUAACGCAUCCAUCAACAACAAAAAAAUUUAUCGUUUGUGUUGAUACAGCCAAAGGUGUCGAACAAGAUUGUCCAAGUGGUUUACACUACAAUACUAUAGCAGCUCGAUGUGAAAGAAAAGCCAAUCAGAAUGAACCACCUUGUUCCUCAAAUCCGUGUCUCAAUGGAGGUCAAUGUUCAGAAGAUGGACCAGUUGCAUACAAAUGUAAUUGUGUUGAAGGAUUCAGUGGUGUUCAAUGUGAAAUCGAUAGUCGUGCUUGUGAUCAGCAACCAUGUGGACCUCAAGGAUUAUGUCAGGGAUUUCGAUAUGGUGCUGCAUUACCAUACAUAUGCAUUUGUCCAAGAUUUUCAUAUGGACCAAAUUGCCAACAAACCUUUCCAAAUCCAUGUACUGAAGACGGAACACAUCCUCUUGGUUUUACCGAUAAAGGUUUUAUUAUGUGUGAUGGUACUCAGUAUUACAUUCAAUCCUGUCCAAGCGAAUUAGUUUGGGAUAGUAGCGUUCAAACCUGUAUAAGACCUGGUACUCAAUUUCCAGAUCAAUCUCAAGGAGUUAGUUACAAAGGUGAUGUACAACGCCCAUUAUCUGAUGUAGUGCAACAACAAGGUUAUUCAUCUCAACAAUAUUCAAAGCCACGCCCAUUAUCUGAUGUAGUGCAACAACAGGGUUAUUCA